This is a messenger RNA of Lonchura striata (white-rumped munia), 4557 nucleotides long. It is a transcript of the gene AGMO, whose product is annotated as alkylglycerol monooxygenase. Gene Ontology annotation, molecular function: iron ion binding; glyceryl-ether monooxygenase activity. Gene Ontology annotation, cellular component: endoplasmic reticulum. Lineage: Eukaryota; Metazoa; Chordata; Aves; Passeriformes; Estrildidae. Gene Ontology annotation, biological process: lipid biosynthetic process. The record is from RefSeq and is a predicted model, not a curated record.
AGGCGCGGGCCGGGAGCGCAGCGGGCGCAGGGCAGCGGGCGCAGCGCGGCCCGGCCAUGGGCGCUGAGGCGGGCGGCCCGCGGGACCCCGCGCCCGGCCAGCAGCUCCGCGCCCUCUUCUACGCGCUGCCGCCCGCAGAGAGCUCCUUCCGCACGGUGGAGGAGGUGCCCGACUACGUAGAGAAGAGUAUCCCAUUCUUCAUUACUUUUAUUGGGCUGGAGUUUGCUGUCAGCUGGAUUCAGAAGCGUAAGCUGCCGGGUCGGAUCAAUGAUGGCAUAAGUUCUCUUUCCUUAGGUAUCCUGUCCCGACUACCAGAUAUUUUAUUCAGAAGUAUUGAGUUAAUUAGUUACAUAUACGUAUGGAAUAACUACAGACUCUUUGAACUGCCCUGGGACUCACCAUGGACAUGGUAUUUGACACUUCUGGGAGUGGACUUUGCAUACUACUGCUUUCAUCGCAUGAGCCAUGAGGUUAAUAUACUGUGGGCUGCACACCAAGUACACCAUAGUUCAGAAGAUUACAACUUAUUCACAGCCUUGAGACAAUCUGUACUGCAGAAAUACACCUCCUGGAUGUUCAACUUGCCCAUGGCUCUUCUCAUUCCCCCCUCAGUGUUUGCUGUUCAUUUACAGUUUAAUCUGCUUUACCAGUUUUGGAUACACACAGAGGUUAUCAACAAACUUGGGCCUCUGGAAUGGAUACUUAAUACUCCCAGUCAUCACAGAGUUCAUCAUGGUAGAAAUCCUUACUGCAUUGACAAAAAUUAUGGUGGCACACUCAUUAUCUGGGACAGGAUGUUUGGAACAUUUGAGGCUGAAGAUGCAAAAGUUGUAUAUGGCUUAACACAUCCAGUAAAUUCAUUUGAUCCCAUCAUGCUCCAGUUACGUCCCUUGGCUCAUAUUUGGAACACGUUUUGGGCCACACCUGGAUUCUGCAAUAAGCUUUCUGUCAUAUUCAAAGGGCCAGGCUGGGGACCAGGCAAACCUAGACUUGGCCUUCCUGAGGAAAUCCCAGUGGUCACUGGAAAAGAAGUUCCCUUCAAUCCACGUGUACCAGCUUAUCUUAAUUACUAUGCACUUGUACAUUUUGCUGUAAUAGUGGACUUGUACAUCGAACUUCUUGCUUCUAUGACUAUGUUGUCACAAGGAACAGUUCUCAUGAGAAUUGGCUUUAUUAUUCUGUCCCUGGCAUCUUUUGGACUACUUAUGGAGAACAAGUCCAAAGCAGGAAUUUUGGAAAUUAUCCGUUGUUUAGUCUUCAUAGGUGUUUACAAACUUGGCUACUUUAGGAGUCAUUUUUCCUUCUUGGGCUAUGCAUAUGAGGUCUUGUUUUCCCUCUGUGCUGCAUUCUGGGCAAUUCAAAUGAUGAAGCGGAUCACUUCAUUCAAGGAUAAACACCACUGAAAGAACAGAGCUGCCAUCACCUUAAAUAUGGAAACAGCACUUCAGAAUAACCUUCUAAGUUCAGUGGAAUUAAUCAACCAUGAAUCAUGCUGAAUUGCAAUCAGUUCACUUAUGAUACAAGAGAUUUGUGUUUUUUGUAUGAAGGUUUGAAAGAUUCCUAGGGGCAUAUAAUCAUUUUUACUUGAUUUUUUAAAUAAAUAUUUAAUUUCUUCCCAAUUUAAAUCAAAUAUUCAUUCACAGCAUAGAUUUUUGCAUUCAUAGGUUUACAAAUUCUUUGAGACCAUGUAAAACUAAUUUAAUUUUUGCAGUGAUUUUGUUAGUAAUAAAAUGUGAAAAGUAUUUUUCACAAGAGGAAUAAUUAAAAUCAUAUCUGAUGUAACCUGGUAUAAAGUGAUUGACUGUCUUUUUAUUGACGCUAAACAUAAACAUAUGUGAAUGUCAUUUGUUCUGUAAUGAUUGAAUUACACUAGAAUCUCCAUGUCAUACCCAAUUCAGUGUUCAUAACAGACAGCUACAUGAGGAUGAGUAGUUGAGGCAAGAAAAUGAUUAAAAACAGCAUGAUAAAAUAACUCAACCUAGUAUGAGCUGAAACAUCUUCAAUAAAAUUGGCUGAUGCAUGCAUUGUAUAAUGCAGACAUGCGGCUUAGGCUGAGUUAUUUACGGAAUACACCUGCAUUGCCAACUUUAGACAGUGAUCAACUCAGGAUUUACACAUGGGUAUCCCACUGACUCUCACAUGACAAUAUAUUUGCAAGGCUGGGCCCUUAAUUUCUGGUAAUUUCCUGCUGGGUGAUGUCAGGGGAGAUGCAUGUCUUGUCUUUCAGAAGCUGUUGGAAAGAUGGUGUGUACUAAGAUAGGAAAAUUAAAUACAAAUGGUAGAGGGAGUCUCCAAACAGCAGGACUGGCAAAAAUACUGGAUCUAGGUUGUUUUUCUUUCCUCACACUCAUCCAACUUUUUUUUUGGCUUCAAGCCUUUCAGAAGUGCUUAAAGUCAAGUAGCUAAAAAAUGGAGUCUGUCUUAGAUGCUAAGUAUGUGUUCUGGUUUUUUACCCAUUUCAUUUUCCUUUAAGAUGUUAAUGGCAGUCUAACAGACAUCUGAAAUUUAGGCAGCCUACUUUGAAUUAACCCGUAUUUUCAGUCUCUAGAUGUAACAGAUGCCACUGUCCAUGGAAUGCUAUGUUUCCAACAAAUUUUCAGAAACACAGUCAUGUUAUUUAUAUAAAAUUGUUGCACUUUCUAAUGAUAGUAUCAUCUUAAUUGUAAAAUAGAAUCAUUAAAAUACUUGGAUUGCAAGGAACCUUAAUGAUGGGUUAUUUAAUAUAUAACAAAAUAAAUAAAAAAAAAAACCAAAAUCUGAUUCCAGAAGUACAAGAAAAUUACCAAUUUCUUAUGUGGCCUUGUGAGUUAGUGCACCUGUAUUUUCCAAAUUUGUAAUGGUGACAUGGUCAGUUUAAUAUAACAAAGAAUUGUGUUGAAAGUCAAUUUCCGUAUCAAAAUAAAUUCUUCAAAGAGACAGAAAUGGGACAAAAAUUUAACAUUUUAUGCAUUUGAAAACUAGCAGUUUUGGAGGGGCAACAAUGAAGAAUUAAGUAAAAUUAAAUUAAUUUUAAAGCUGUCCCGAUGAAUAUCAUGUAUUUACAAGAGAAAAGGAAUGUGAUUUCAAGGACAAGUAUAAAAUGUGUCUGAUGAGGAAAACCUAGUCAUUAAAGCAGAGGCCAAACAAAUUUCCACUUUUCCAAGGGUUUUUAGAUCCCAGUUUCCUGCUUCCGGGGACUUACAUUGUGUAUAGGUUGUUUGAAAGCAAGGCUCAGGUGAAGAGCAACAUUCUUCCAUUGCAUUCUGAUCAGAAGGGUCUGAGAACAGCUCCUUCAACAUGAGGCUGUUCAAGCCUCAUGGUGAGUGUCCAGGACUCCUGUGCUUUACAAUAACAUCACCCAGGUAUAUAUAAGCAAUCCUUUGGCUACAGACUGGAAGCUAGGAUUUGCCAUUUUUGGAGAAGAGAGUUUCAGGGACAAGCUCUUAAGAACUCCUUUGCACCAUUCUUUCAGUGGCUAUGUGGUAGGUAACUAUAUCCCUGUCAACUUGUUUGUCACAGAUUUUUUAAAAUAUAAAUUAUAUAAUAUUUUAGGCAUCUAACACCACUACUGGAUCUAGUUAAUGCUGUCUUUAUAUCCACUGCAAUGAGUGAAAUAAUUAUCCCAACGGGUGGGAGUCAGGAAGCAGGAGACCAGUUUGGAGACCAGUUGAGCACUGAAUUGAAUUAUGUGCAGUUAAUAUAUAUCAUGCAGUUAAUUCAAUUAAUUUCAUGCAAACUGCAAUCAAUGCUCAUUGCUACCAUGAUAUUUUGAUAAGCCAGCAUUUUCCCUUCAGUUUUUUAAUAUUCCAUAACUUAUUUCUUCAUAAUUUGACCAUGUUGUGUGGUUUGAACAAUCGUAUGGGACCAAGUGAAAUAAGGUGAAUUAUGUGAAGACCAGUAGCGUGAGAGCAAAAUGUUGUUGUAGAACUAAUAGAUAUUGUGUAAGUAACUAUCUUUCUUGUGGUAAACCACUCUUUCAGGUCUCUAGAAAGAAAAAUAUUCUAGACUAACAGCUUUGCCUCACAUGUCCAAGAAUGAAACUUCAUAAAUAAUGUUUUUAAUUUGCACUAUUGCAUAAGACUUCCUUUUGGUCUUGUUUGUUAUUAAACUCCCCGGUGAUACACCUUAGGAGAAGAAUGUGGAUAAACAGAACUUUUUUUCAUCAAGACUGUUAAAAAGCGAUACCCUGCUCCUACCAGCUGUUGUAAAGUCACAUCCCUACACAUGGCCCUUCCUGGACUAUGUACACAGCAAUAUCAAGUUACUGAAAACCCAGAAAUAAGCAGCUGAAUCCUGUGUCACUUGGGACCUGACCCUGCACCAUUCAAGUCACCGAAAAACUUGCUGCUGACCUCAGGAUCAGGGCAGAGCAUUCCCUGUAUGAAAACAAGAAUGAUGUAAUAUUUACUGUAAUUCAAGCUUUGUUGAGGUGCAUUGAUUAAAAGUAACAGAGUUGCACAAUUGCUUAUUCCUGAGAGUGGCUAAUAUCUUUUUCUUGUGUAAUAAAGCACUUUGUUGGAUAAAUGCUGACAGUUAAAGCUGUAACCUGUACUUACCAGAUAUAAAAGACUCAGGGCA